AGUUAGGAUUGAAAGCGUUUUAAGCAAAAUGUAUGAAUAAGAAGAGCAAGGAUAACGCUACUGAUAAACUAUAAGUUAUAAUGGUAAUGCAGCUAUAGUAUAAGAAAGAUAUUUAAUUCACCCCCAAAAUAAGCGAAAUUUCCGAAAGCUUGAAUGAAUGUAACUUAUUUAUCCUCACAUGGCGAGGCAACGUUAUAACACGGAUGCUCGGUUUCAUACACCCUGUACCCGCUUACGAUUAACGUAUAUGUUUUAUUGUAAUGCAUGGCUGGUAAUUUGGUCAUCCCCAAAUUCCCCCAAAACGUUUUCUUAACGAAUACGCGUCAGUAUCAUCUUACACGUACGCAGGCCACAGGUAAUGGGCGUGUUAGGGGCAUGGCGAGGGCAUGUCAACGCUGAAUCUUGUUGUACAAACCGAAUCUAGCACUCUAGGGACGUUAAACAGCUGUCAUGUAGCGGUAACUCAUAUAGGUACAAAGGUUGUACGUUUAAUACCUUGGUAUACAACAUUUUAAGCUUUAAAUACGAACUUUCAAGUAAAUAUGACGUGCUAACAAUGUCAAAGACGUUGGGACGAGAUAUUACAUAUUUGCAAAGUAAACAGGCGUCUACAUAUGCCAGCCAAUAAGUCUAGUAUUACAGUCAGGCUUGAAAAACCAUUGAGAAAAAAGGGACAUCCGUUUGGUAUGUAUGCGUCGGCGUGGUAGACGCAUGAUAGCGGGUAACGGUCGUUGACUGACUAUAGGACGUAAGAAGGAGAGUUACGCAAUCUGAGUUAGACCGCAUUUUUCAGAGUGGAACUUAGUUUGAUACACUGCUAGAGUUUACUGCCGAGUUGCUUAGCUGUUCUUGCGCAAUAAUAAAGCUUGUUAAGUCACAAUGGAGUCAACAUUUAUGCCAACAACGUCGUUUCAAGUCACGACGGAGGCAGCAUGGUCCAAUGAAUCGUUGUUGUGGAUACUUAUUACUGGAUUCAUAAUAGCAUUUGUUCUUGCGUUUGCCGUUGGCGCUAACGACGUUGCUAACAGCUUUGGGACAGCAGUAGGAGCCAAAGUACUCACCCUAAAACAGGCAUGCGUUCUUGCGACGAUCUUUGAGACUGCUGGGGCUGUUUUGCUUGGGGCCAAAGUCGGCGAAACGAUCCGGAAAGGCAUCAUUGACGUCACAGUAUACGAUGACGUCACUAAUGGCGUCACAAUCCUAAUGUUGGGAGAACUGAGCGCAAUGUUUGGAUCCGCAGUUUGGCAGUUGGUCGCUACCCGGUUCAGACUUCCCGUUUCCGGCACGCACAGCAUUGUGGGAUCGUGUAUUGGAUUCUCAUUGGUCGCCGUGGGGUCAACCGGAGUCAACUGGCCGAAACUCGGUUUAAUUGUGGCCAGUUGGUUCAUAUCCCCUGUGUUGUCGGGAGGUCUUACUGUUCUAUUAUUCCUCUUUGUUAACUACACGAUACUAGCGAAGGAGAACCCGCUUAAAAAUGGCCUUCUUCUUCUGCCUUUCUUUUACGCCAUCACAAUCGGCAUCAACACGUUUUCCAUCGUGUACUCUGGCGCACCAUUAUUAGGAUUGGAUCACCUUCCAGUCUGGGCAUCCGUGCUAAUUUCCCUCGGCUUCGCUUUGCUAACGGGUGUGUUGGUUGUACUGCUGGCAGUUCCAAGAAUUAGAAGUCGCGCCAAAACAGCGCUAACAGAAUACGAGAAGUCGGAAGACAGCGUUCGGUUGAACGAGAAAUUGGACAACAGAUUUGACGACUCCGGAUACCAAACACCGAACGAUAAGAACCAAAAUACCCCAGAGUCCAGUAGCCUGAUAGAGAAAGUGUGUACCCUGCCUGAAGAAACGGAGUUCAGGCUUCAACUGGAUAGUAAUGGUUCUAUGUUUUCACGAGGCUCCCAACCUGGUAUGAGUGGCACAGAAUGCACAAAACGCCCCAAUGGACCUGAGGCUGGAAAUGUGCCAAAUACGGAGAUUUGGACAAACUCUGAAGCGAACAACAACACCAACAAAGACGUUGAAAUUGAAAGUACAGAAGAGAACGAAGUUGACGACGGCCCUGCGGUUCGUGAGUUGUUUUCGUCACUUCAAGUUCUCACCGCUUGCUUUGCUAGCUUUGCUCACGGUGGUAACGACGUCAGCAACGCUAUCGGACCCCUUAUAGCUUUAUGGAUUGUGUUUUGGUCUGGUGAGGUCGUCCAAAAAGCGUUCACACCAUGGUACCUUCUUAUGUAUGGGGGAUUCGGUAUCUGUAUCGGCUUAUGGUUGUUGGGGCGUCGUGUUAUCGAAACUAUUGGUAGCAAUCUUACUAAAGUUACUCCUUCAAGAGGGUUCUGCAUUGAACUGAUGACCGCAUUGACAGUGCUGGUCGCAUCCAACGUCGGUCUGCCUGUUUCCACCACGCAUUGUAAGGUCGGAUCCGUCGUUUCUAUUGGCUGGUUCAGAUCUCGUUCGGCCGUUGAUUGGUCAUUAGUUGGCAACAUAGCUGUCGCGUGGUUUGUAACUGUUCCUGUAUCUGGAUUGCUGAGUGCUGGUGUAAUGUGGGUGCUAAUGCAAGUUGCGUUGUAGACAACAAUUUAACUUCAACUGUCUUAAUAGGGAUUUAUAAUAUGUUGGGGUAAGAUGGUUUUCAUUCUCUUUUUUUCGUCCCAUUUGGUACUGGACGAAGAAUAUUUACAGAACUAUGUAACCGUAUCUUUAAGACUCUAAAAUAGCGUUGUUAUGUGUUACAAACAUGAUUAUGAAAUAUAGGAUAUUACGUGGUAACGGUAUCCAUCUUACCCCACAGUACCACGCUUAGUAUGUACUAUCACACACAGUACUAUGUUUACUACCUUACUGUGCUGCUCGUUUAAAAUUUAAACACAGUAUAUCAGAGUAAUAAUUUGUCGCAUUACAGAGUAAGCUCGUUUUAAACAGAGAACUAACUAUUUUUAAGAGGGUAAUAGUAAACGAUAGGUAUUUUGUUUUAUUUUUACAUAAACUCAACUUUUUUGUUUCAUUUGUAAAAAAACGACGACGACGCUGUUACGAAAGUUAUUGUGUCAAAAAAACAUUUAUUUUUAACUGCAUUGUGUUAUUCGCACUAUUAUUAUACUGUCACGUUAAAAAUACAAAAAAUAAUGAAAUUGAAAUUACGAAGAA
Messenger RNA from Ciona intestinalis (vase tunicate), 3135 nucleotides. Lineage: Eukaryota; Metazoa; Chordata; Ascidiacea; Phlebobranchia; Cionidae. The record is from RefSeq and is a predicted model, not a curated record.